GAGAGAUUGACUGUCAAACUGAGUGGAUGUGCCUUCCUCGUGCUCCUGAUUUUAUACGCUGUUUUGCCGUGUUUUUUCUGGAAUCUCAACAUUUGCAACAGUGGUGCUGCUGAGUUGUUCGUACUGGCUAGUGCGUGCCUUCGAUUAAUAUAAAGCUGCUUCUGUUUAUUCAACAUUUUUGCCGAGAAAGUGUUUGGCUUCGUUUCUGCUCCUGUCACUCAUCAGAUUGUGCUGAGUCAUCGUUAUGCAGUGCUCAACCUGCAAUGCACCCACCGAUAGUGCUAAUUCGGUGUCCUGUGCCGGUGUUUGUGGUUCCAAGCAUCACACCCAUUGCACGGGGUUGUCCCGUGAUUCUACUCGUGAGCUUGGGCGUAAUAAUCAAUUGUUGUGGUUGUGCAAAACAUGUCACGAGUUUCGCAUUGGCACAAAUUCACUUCUCACAAAUCGGCUAUCAAGAGCGAUUUGCUUCCUGAGAUCCUCGCUCUCGUUGAUAAGCGAGCGCUAACACCCAUAUUAGCUAAGCCGUCUGUUAGCAACGCAUCGCGAUCGCACACAUCCACUAAUGUAUCGUCGCUCAAUGCCACAAAUACAUCCAGAACGACUAAAACAGCUUCCGCUCGCCGUACAUUUACUAACUCAACGGAGCUCACUGAUGAUAUCCAAGCUGCGAACGAUACCAACACUGUGGAUGAUUCUGACAACUGUAACCGCUACAAUCAUCGUACUAAGCCGACUAGUGAUGUUAGUGCUGGAAACUAUCGAACAAAUACACAAGCAUCUUCUGAUCCUGUUUUGAACCAAAACACCACCAACACGGGCAUAGCCGAGAAAGUAUGGUUAUACUUCACGAACAUCAAAUCGCAUGUCUCGGCUGAUGAUAUGCGUGUGUGGCUUAAAGCUGUGCUACCAACGGACGAUAUUAAUGUUUACCGUCUCACGAAAAAGGGUGUGAACCUGGACUCGAUGUCCUUCAUAUCGUUCAAAGUGAGUGUUCCUAAAUCUCUUAAGGAGCUUGCGCUGCACUCUACUAUUUGGCCAGUUUCACUUACUGUUCGGGAGUUUGUUGCUCGUGGCCUACCAAAGCAACGUGUACAUGAAAGGGCUCGAUUUGACCCUUCUGAGCUUAUUUCGCAUCGUACAAAUAGUGAAAAUUGCUCUUCAGCUGUGCCAAAAACUACCGCUCAUCCGGAUCAUUUUUUGGAACAUCGAUCGCCACCCCCACAGCGCGUGAUUCUAUCACCAUCCCAGAUGACCGAGAUCCUAGAGGCUAUUCAACUGGAGUUUCCUCCCACACCGCCUCAGUUAUCACCGGGGGUGGGGCUUCAAUCACAAUCGAAUCUCAGCAACACGAACCGCUCACCACAGAUCAGCCCGUUUGCCAAACGGAUAGCUCACAAGUAAUAGACCCAUUUGUGAUAUAUUACCAAAAUGUUCGAGGCCUUCGCACCAAAUACAAUGAAUUGCGCCUUUCUGCGAAUGAAUCAGGGUUUGAAAUGCUUGCCCUUACUGAAACCUGGUUAAAUGAAUCGAUUCCAUCCAACAUGGUCCUUGAUAGUGAUGCCUACAACAUAUACCGCUGUGAUCGAAGCAGGUUAAACAACGAACGUUCGCGUGGGGGUGGUGUGCUACUUGCAUGUUCCGUUCGAUAUCCU
Molecule: messenger RNA, 1652 nt
Organism: Anopheles gambiae (African malaria mosquito)
Lineage: Eukaryota; Metazoa; Arthropoda; Insecta; Diptera; Culicidae
Exons: 2
Coding region: 403-1401 (332 amino acids)
Source: RefSeq, a predicted model, not a curated record